Monodelphis domestica (gray short-tailed opossum) is the source of this 1023-nucleotide messenger RNA. It is a transcript of the gene ROPN1L, whose product is annotated as rhophilin associated tail protein 1 like. NCBI's taxonomy places the organism in Eukaryota, Metazoa, Chordata, Mammalia, Didelphimorphia, Didelphidae. The record is from RefSeq and is a predicted model, not a curated record.
GUCCCCCUUCAGGAGCCACCCAUGCUCUCAGCUCCAGCUGCCUUUACGGCUACCCCGAAGCUGCGCCCCGUCCUCUGGAAAGUCCGAGCGCCGCAGUUUGACAGGUCUCUCUGCUCUGGCUUCCGGAUCCUCCCCAUUCCUAGGGAGGAGGAGGAGAAAGAGGAGGAGGGUUGGUUUCCUGGUGACCACUAAGCUUCCAGUCCAGGGAAGAAGUAUCUGCAUGCUUGGGUUGCUAAACUCCCGAAGAAUCAUGCCUCUUCCAGAUACUAUGUUCUGCUCUCAGCAGAUUCAUAUUCCCCCGGAACUUCCAGAUAUCUUGAAACAGUUCACCAAAGCUGCUAUUAGAACUCAGCCAACCGAUGUAUUGCAGUGGUCUGCAGGGUAUUUUUCAGCUUUGUCCAGAGGAGAUCCCCUUCCUGUAAAGGAGAGAGUUGAAAUGCCAGUGGCUACCCAGAGGACAGAUACAGGAUUGACAAGAGGACUCCUUAAAAUUUUACAUAAACAGCUUGCUUACAAAAAAAUAGUGGACUUAAGAGAACUUCAGCAGAAGUGGAAAACUUUGUGCUUGCCAAUGGAAAAACUAAAAUUCAUUCUCAAAAUGGAUCCUGUUGAAGACAAAGUAGAGUGGAUGAAAUUUUUAGCACUUGGCUGUAGUGCUCUUGGUGGGACAUUACACAGUGCAAUGAAGCAAGCUUGUGAAAUUCUUACAGAAGAUCCUGAAGGCGGACCUGCUCGCAUCCCAUUCGAAACUUUUUCUUUCAUCUUCACUUAUCUCUCAGGAUUAGACCCCGAUAGAACUGAGAAGGAAACUAUCCUUUUCCUUAAAAAUCUUGAGGAAACAGUAGCCGAUAGGAAAGAAGGCAUGAUAGGAGUUUCAGAUUUCUUCAUAGAAGACAAGAAGAAAUUGCAAUAUCUUGCAAUUUAAGAAGCAGACAUAUGGGACUAGUUCAGAGAAGAAAACUCUUUUAGUCAAAUAGUGCUUAUAAAAGCUUAGCACAAAUACAGCUUUGCCUUAACCAGCAA